CUGCCUCUGGCCAGGAGCUGGCAUCACACUGUCCCUUUGACAUUCGGUGGAUUAACAGGUCACUGAGCAGCAACAUGGUGAAAUACUUUUCAGUGGACUGGCUGGCCCAGAGCCACGAACACACCGCGGUGACGGAGGAUGCUGCCCCGGCCUGCAGACCUCACAUCCCCUGCAUGGUACAGCCCUGUCCGCCGACUUUUGGCAAGAGUUACCUGCAGCCAAAACCCAGGGCCACUAAGCCCGUUGAAUCAGAGAGCAGCGGGCAGGACGCCAGCCUGUGCUCACCUUUCCAUACAACAAGUUGCACCUCACCAAUUUCAGAAACCAGCGGGUAUUCCUCCGGGUAUGAGAGCGAGGCGGCUUCCUCUGAGUGUCUCUCUGUGGAUGAUGGCAGCGAUGCGGAGAAAGACGCAGCGCAGCGCCGAGUGCGCACCAAAUUCACCCCCGAGCAGAUCAACAAACUGGAGAAAAUCUUCAACCAGCACAAAUACCUUGAUGCUGGAGAGAGGGUGAAAACAUCACAGAAGCUCAACCUCACAGAAACUCAGGUACGAACCUGGUUUCAGAACAGGAGAAUGAAGCUCAAGCGUGAGGUGCAGGACUACCUGGCUCCUCAAAUCUCCCCGGUGAUGUUCCAGCGUCUGCCCCCGGUUCAGUACCACAGCAUGGCCGGACAGCGACCCCACUUCCCGGCCACCGGCCCGGCCUUCUACCCACUCACGGUCCCGCAGCUGGUCCUCCAGCAGCAGAUGCGCCCUCCUCACGUCAUGAUCCACAACCCUCAUUACUACUGAAGAACUUACAACCAGACUUUUCCAAUCGAAACACUUACAAUCCCGUGCAAUCCAGAGUAUUUGAUGUGUGAUUUUUAUUAUUAUUACGUUAUAUCAAAGUUGUAUAUAAUUUACAUAAAAAGUAUAUUUAUCAUUGAAUUAAAACAAGUGUAUCUUCUAA
Gymnodraco acuticeps is the source of this 954-nucleotide messenger RNA. RefSeq names its product homeobox protein pv.1-like. The coding region runs from base 75 to 794 and encodes 239 amino acids. Gene Ontology annotation, molecular function: DNA binding. The transcript is spliced from 3 exons. The record is from RefSeq and is a predicted model, not a curated record. Lineage: Eukaryota; Metazoa; Chordata; Actinopteri; Perciformes; Bathydraconidae.